CCCAACUCCCCAACUCCAAACACACUCCCCUCUUUGAUCUCAAAGCUCAAAACUUUAUAAACCCUAAACCCAGUAAUCCAAAUUCCAAAACCCACCUCAAUUGUUUACCAAAGCAAAUGGCUUUAGCAAUUUCCCAUGCUCUUCUCUGCCCCAAAUUGCAGUUUCCCCAAAGGAGCUUCCGCCCUAAAGCUCCACCUAUGAGUUUCUCUCCUCCCAAUUUCAGAGCAAUUCCACAGAAUAGAAGGAUAGUGUUGGCCGCGGCGUCUGCAGCUGGAAGUUCUAAUUCGGACAGUGAUUUGAAUCCGUAUGAGGUUCUGGGUGUGAACCCAAUUCAGGGGUUUGACAAGAUCAAGUUAGCGUAUAAGAGAAAACACAAGGAGGCUAUGAGCAACGGCGAUGAAGAAGCUGCUGCUAGACUGGAGAAAGCAUAUGACAAACUCAUGAUGUCACAACUGACAACCAGGAAGAAAGGCAUGACAUUUGGAUCUUUCGAGGUUUCAAAGGAUAUAAAAUAUGCUGAUAAGCAACCGAUUGUACCAUGGGGGCCUAGGUUCACCAAGUCCAGUGUAAAAGAUAUGCGUAUCAACCUGGCAAUUUCUGCAGUUUUUGUGGCUUGGAUUCUUAUUAUGCGCAAUGCUGACUAUAAACCCCUCCAAUUCUUAACCUUUGCAUUCGUUUAUCGCCUUUUUGAGAAGUUGAAAUCCUUUGAACGACCUGUAACUCCAACAUAUACAGAAGAGGGUGAGGAAGUAGGGAAGGGACUGCAAAUGGGAAAACGGCUGCUUCGUUCUCUUGGACUAGUCUUUGGCUGUAUAGCUGUUGCUUCUUUGGGAUAUACCGGUUCUUUGAAUGUGAUUGAGUAUGUGACUAGUUACGUACCUGCAAUUCUAUACAACAACCAGGAAUUGAUAAUCACCUCGGUAACAGCAGUCAUGCUCUACAUUAUGGCAUCGUAUUACAGGUGAUAAAACCUGUUUAUGGCAUGGGGUGAGUUAUCAUGAGCGAACUACAGGUGAAAACCAGAAAUCUGAAAUUUUGAGAGAAAAAGUAGUUUGAAUUCAAUUACUAUCACAUGUAAAUACCAACUGAGUAGAGUUGGUUGGUCUUUUGAGUUGUCAAUGACUGAUGUAGAACAAAGUGAUAUGCAAUAAUGGGCAUAAUCUUUUCUGAGA
Molecule: messenger RNA, 1172 nt
Organism: Argentina anserina (silverweed cinquefoil)
Lineage: Eukaryota; Viridiplantae; Streptophyta; Magnoliopsida; Rosales; Rosaceae
Product: protein CHLOROPLAST J-LIKE DOMAIN 1, chloroplastic
Exons: 10
Coding region: 117-965 (282 amino acids)
Cellular component (GO): chloroplast membrane
Source: RefSeq, a predicted model, not a curated record